AUGACUAUUCCAGAACAGUUCGAAUCACCAGAUUUCCAAAAAUUAAGGGAAACUUCACAAACUUUUUACUUAUUUGGUGAACAUAUUUCAAAAUCAAAAGCACCACUUUUACAUAAUACAACUUUUCAAAGUGUUGGUUUAAAUAAUUGGGAAUAUAAAUUAUAUGAAGGUUCAGAUUUCCAGAACUUCAAUGAGAAAUUUUCUAAUGAAAACUUGAUUGGUAGUGCAAUUACUAUGCCUAAUAAAGUUGAAGGUAUUAAAAAUGUUGAUUUUUUAGAUUCUAUUGGUAAAGGUUGUGGAUCAAUAAAUACAAUUUAUACUAAAAUUGAUCCCCAAAAUAAUAAAAAGGUUAAAGUUGGUACAAAUACUGAUACUGUGGGUAUCAAAGAAAGUUUUUUACAAAAUUAUCCAAAAGAAACUGAAAUUUUAAGUAAAUCACCUGGAUUAAUUUAUGGUGGUGGUGGUGCAUGUCGUUCUGCAGUUUUUGCAUUAUAUAAUUUAUUAAAAGUUCCAAAAAUUUAUAUUAUUAAUAGAUUUGCAGAAGAAGUUGAACAAGUUAAACAAUCAAUGAUUUCUAAUGGCUUUAAAGGUGAAAUUAUUCAUGUUUCCACUCCAGAACAAGCUAAAACUUUGGAAUUACCAAAAUUAGUUGUACUUACUGUACCAAAUUUCCCACCUACUACAAAAGAGGAAAUUCAAGCAAGAUCAACUCUAGAUGUUUUCUUGAAACAAGAUGAACCUGGUAUUGUAUUAGAAAUGUGUUAUCAUCCAAUAAUUGAAACAACUUUAUAUAAUGAUUUCUUAAAUUCAAAUUGGAAAGUUAUAAGUGGUGUUGAAGCAAUGAUUUAUCAAGGUAUUGCACAACAGAUAUUAUGGACUGGAUUUUCAAUUGAUGAAAUACCUACAAAGAGAAUCAUUGAAAGUUUGUAUAAGACUAUUAAAGAAGAAUCUAAAUCUAUAUAA
Molecule: messenger RNA, 963 nt
Organism: Hansenula ciferrii
Lineage: Eukaryota; Fungi; Ascomycota; Saccharomycetes; Phaffomycetales; Wickerhamomycetaceae
Exons: 1
Coding region: 1-963 (320 amino acids)
Biological process (GO): shikimate metabolic process; chorismate biosynthetic process
Molecular function (GO): shikimate 3-dehydrogenase (NADP+) activity
Source: RefSeq, a predicted model, not a curated record